Syzygium oleosum is the source of this 2529-nucleotide messenger RNA. Its product is annotated as probable LRR receptor-like serine/threonine-protein kinase At5g63710. The coding region runs from base 356 to 2266 and encodes 636 amino acids. The transcript is spliced from 12 exons. The record is from RefSeq and is a predicted model, not a curated record. Gene Ontology annotation, biological process: protein phosphorylation. NCBI's taxonomy places the organism in Eukaryota, Viridiplantae, Streptophyta, Magnoliopsida, Myrtales, Myrtaceae. Gene Ontology annotation, molecular function: protein kinase activity; protein binding; ATP binding.
UGUGAAUCUUUAAUUGCAAUUAUUACAGCACUAAAAGCAGAGCAGAGAGAGAGGCCCAUUAGGUAGUGGGAUUCUCAUUCGCAAUUCCACCACCCAAUUUGAUCAAAGAGAAUUAGCUUUGCUUAUUCUCUGUUCUUUUGCCAAAUUGGCCCUCCUUUCAAUUCCUCCCCAGUCCUUCUCCUUUUCUUUUACCUUUGCCCUCAUAUGCUUUGUGGGUCCCUUUCCCUUGCACUAAAUCACAUGAUUUCCAUUGUCAUCAUGGUGAUUAUAAUAUGCACCAUUUUCUCCUUCAUCUCCUCACUCCGCUACCUCAUCUUGAUACAUGCUGGGUUACUAAAGUCAUGGGUGUAUCAGGAUGCUUCUUGAGUCGUUGUUGCUUGUCCUUAUUAUUGCAUCCUCAGUGAGUACGUGUCGCGGCUCUGAGAAAAUAUCAAAAGGAGACAAGAAGUUACCGGCUGAAAGUUUGGAAGCUAAAGGCCAUCAUAUGUGUGGAACUUUUCUCAAUGGUCAUGCUUAUUUGAAGCAAAUCAUUUUCUCUUUUAUGAUCCUCAUCUUGUUAACAGACAGCUAUUCAUCCCAUGAACCCGACAUUGAAGGUGAGGCUCUCAUUGAAGUCCUGAAAUGCCUCAAUGAUACUAAUUCUCAGGUGCAUUGGGAUAACCACCUUGUGAGCCCAUGCUUCAGUUGGUCACAUGUCAGCUGUCUAUAUGGACAUGUCAAUACACUGAGCCUCGACUCAAUUGGAUUUUCAGGAACUCUCUCUCCUGCAAUUACCAAGCUAAAGUAUUUGGUCAACUUGGCACUACAGAACAAUAACCUGUCAGAUGUGCUACCCGAUUUCCUGAGUAACAUGGUGUACCUACAGAAUCUAAAUCUAGCAAAUAACAAGUUCAAUGGAACUAUACCUGCCUCUUGGGGUCAACUUUCCAAUCUAAAGCAUUUGGAUCUUUCGUCCAAUAACUUGACGGGAAAGAUCCCCACGCAACUCUUCUCGGUUCCAACAUACAAUUUCACCGGAACAAAUCUCAUUUGUGGCUCUAGCUUGGGUCAACCUUGUGUAAAGUCACCACUUUCAGCUUCAAGUGGCAAGUCGAAACUUGGAGUUGCUGUAGCUUCUGCCGGUUGUGGUGCAUUCACACUUUUGUGUCUGGGGGCUAUCUUUGCAUACUGGUGCCAUCAAAUGCACAAGUCCAAACAUGACCUGUUUGUGGAUGUAGCAGGUGAAGAUGACCGAAAAAUUUCUUUUGCUCAAGUGAGGAGAUUUUCUUGGCGUGAAAUUGAACUCGCUACCGAUAAUUUCAGUGAAAACAACGUAAUUGGACAAGGAGGCUUUGGCAAAGUUUACAGAGGUGUUCUCUCGGACAGUACAAAGGUUGCUGUUAAAAGACUCUCCGAUCAUAACAGUCCUGGUGGAGAGGCUGCAUUCCUGAGGGAAGUUGAUCUUAUAAGCGUUGCAGUUCACCGUAACCUUCUUCGUUUGAUUGGUUUCUGUACAACCUCUUCUGAAAGGAUACUUGUUUAUCCCUACAUGAAGAAUCUGAGCGCUGCAUACCACCUGAGAGAUUUAAAACCAGGAGAGAAAGGGUUGGACUGGCCAACGAGGAAGCGCAUAGCUUUUGGAGCAGCUCAUGGCCUGGAGUAUCUUCAUGAACAUUGUAAUCCUAAAAUUAUACAUCGCGAUCUAAAAGCUGCCAAUAUCCUCUUGGAUGAUGAUUUCGAAGCCGUUCUUGGUGAUUUUGGGCUGGCUAAGCUGGUUGAUACAAGAGUGACUCAAGUUACUACACAAAUAAGAGGUACAAUGGGUCACAUUGCUCCAGAGUACUUGUCCACUGGAAAGUCAUCAGAGAAGACGGAUGUUUUUGGCUAUGGUAUAACACUUCUUGAACUUGUAACUGGUCAGCGCGCGAUUGACUUUUCUCGGCUUGAGGAGGAGGAUGAUGUUCUUUUGCUUGAUCACAGCAAGAAGCUGCUGAGAGAAAACAGGCUCCAAGACAUGGUAGAUCGCAAUCUGUUGAUGUAUGAUGUGGAAGAAGUCGAGACCAUCAUCCAGGUGGCAUUGCUUUGCACACAAGGGAACCCCGAAGACCGUCCCACAAUGGCAGAAGUUGUAAAUAUGCUUCAAGGGGUUGGUCUAUCAGAGAGAUGGGCUCGGUGGGAACGACAUGAAGAGGAAAGGAGCAAGCAAUCCUUGUUCACGUCUCACCCUUUCCCUUGGGCUGAAGACACCACUCAACUUGAAGCCAUUCAAUUGUCGAAAGCAAGGUAGGACCGGUUUUGAACCGAACCUUUCAAGUUAGAAAAGGAUAGCAACAUCUUGACCAUUAUAUGUAAAUCGAUAUACAGAUCCUGGAAGCAUAAUAUCUCAAUUUUGUCAUCUAUUGGCUAAUACCUGCUUGUGUUAUAAUUACUACUGGAGACUAUGGCAUGUCUUCAUGAAUGAUCUCAGUGUGUAUGUUUAGAACAUUACAAAACACUGGCCUUUUGUCUCUGUUUGGUGUUGUUUAUAGUGAAGUUAUUGUCUAGAGGAAA